AUGGUUCAAGCCACCUCGAGUGAAUGUCGAAGACCAUCCAGCGACGACAAAAUUCUUCUUUCCAAGAUUGGUCUUUCGAAAGGAGAUUGGUAUCGAGUGUUGAAUUAUGACAAAACGAAGGAUGAAGAAUUCUUGGUGGAGAACGAAAAGACAGACUUUUCUGAUAGUGGUUAUGAGGAUGACGAUCAAGACAAUGAAUCCAAAGACAAAGACAAAUUUGAACCAAUGAAUCGUCGAGAAAAACGUCAAACGAAAAGUGCAUUGAAAAAACUCUCUCGCUUUGCCAAACAUGUCAUUCAAUCAAAACCCAAACGAUUCAAUAUAACAGGACCAACCAAUGAUUCUCUCAUUUCAAGACAAUAUUUUGUGGGUCGUCAUCAUUCUGAAUGUGUUGCAUGUAAAUUGGAUUGCAUGGGAUAUGGACCUGUUUUUAAAUUUUGUAAAAAACGAUAUUAUUUUUAUGGUUGUCAAAUGAAGGCACCUUGUUUUAGUGUUCAAGAUGGAAGAUCAGCAAUUGAGAUUGGUUUGGGAAUUUGCAUGAAAAGGAAUGGUUGUGUAUUGAGGGACACAGAAAUUCCUUCGAAAAGAGGAAAAUUGAUUUUGAAAACAAUCAUCGACCAAGUGAUUGAAUAUACUUCAGAUUUAAACGAGGAUGACUCUUUGAAUAUCUAA
Messenger RNA from Naegleria fowleri, 672 nucleotides. RefSeq lists its product as uncharacterized. NCBI's taxonomy places the organism in Eukaryota, Heterolobosea, Eutetramitea, Acrasida, Naegleriidae. The transcript has a single exon. The record is from RefSeq and is a predicted model, not a curated record. The coding region runs from base 1 to 672 and encodes 223 amino acids.